Messenger RNA from Acanthosepion pharaonis, 768 nucleotides. Lineage: Eukaryota; Metazoa; Mollusca; Cephalopoda; Sepiida; Sepiidae. The record is from the annotation of a GenBank genome assembly.
AUGUCUCAUUCCCAAUCUUUCUUUCUUCUCUCUCUCUCUCCUAUUUCCCCCUCUCUCACUCUAUUCUUCAUACUCUACAUCUUUAUAUUAAAACAUCAAUUUCUUUCUAUCAGUCUCCCUAUAUGCAAGACAUAUUUCUCUCUCAUUAUCUCUCUCCCCCUAUCUACGUUUUUAUGUGUCAUAUCUCUCUUUUCCUACAUAUCUCUUUUUUUCUCUGUGAAUCAUUUUCCCUCUCUCACUUUAUGUCCUUCGCUCUUUCCCUAUCUAUCUAUCUAUCUAUCUUUCUAUGACAUUUUCAUCAUAUCUAUCCAUCUAUCUCAUAAUUUCUUUAUCUCUCCUUCUCUCUGUGUGUAUAAUCUCUUCAUAUCUAUCUAUCUAUCACUUUUUGAUCAUAUCUAUCUAUCUAUAUAUAUAUCUAUCUAUCUAUCACAUUUUCUUCAUAUCUAUCUAUCUAUCUAUCUAUCACUUUUUGAUCAUAUCUAUCUAUCUAUCUAUCACAUUUUCAUCAUAUCUAUCUAUCUAUCUCAGCCAUUUCUUUAUCUCUCCUUCUCUGUGUGUAUAAUCUCUUCAUUAUGUAUCUAUCACAUUUUCUUCAUAUCCAUCUAUCUAUCUAUCUAUCACAUUUUCAUCAUAUCUAUCUAUCACAUUUUAAUCAUAUCUAUCUAUCUAUCACAUUUUCUUCAUAUCUAUCUAUCUAUCUAUCAUCUCUUCAUUAUCUAUCUAUCUAUCUAUCUAUCUAUCUAUCUAUCUCUACUGACUUAUUUGUAA